This is a messenger RNA of Microcebus murinus (gray mouse lemur), 1693 nucleotides long. RefSeq names its product nuclear receptor binding protein 2 (gene NRBP2). Lineage: Eukaryota; Metazoa; Chordata; Mammalia; Primates; Cheirogaleidae. The record is from RefSeq and is a predicted model, not a curated record. Gene Ontology annotation, biological process: protein phosphorylation. Gene Ontology annotation, molecular function: protein kinase activity; ATP binding.
GCGGCUGGGGCCAGGGCCAGGGCGGGCCGGGAGCGGCGGCGGGGCCCGGCGGUGGAUUUCGCGGAGGGCGGUGGCCUGGGUCUGCCGAGCCAUGGCGGCCCCAGAGCCGGCGCCGAGGCGGGGCCGGGAGCGGGAACGGGAGGACGAGAGCGAGGACGAGAGUGACAUCCUGGAGGAAAGCCCAUGUGGCCGCUGGCAGAAGCGGCGGGAGCAGGUGAACCAGGGGAAUAUGCCUGGGGUCCAGAGCACCUUCCUGGCCAUGGACACCGAGGAAGGGGUAGAAGUGGUGUGGAAUGAGCUCCACUUCGGAGACAGGAAGGCCUUCGCAGCCCAUGAGGAGAAGAUCCAGACUAUGUUUGAGCAACUGGCCCUAGUGGACCACCCUAACAUCGUCAAGUUUCACAAGUACUGGCUGGAUGCCUCUGAGGCCCAUGCAAGGGUCAUAUUCAUCACAGAGUAUGUGUCAUCCGGCAGCCUCAAGCAAUUUCUCAAAAAGACUAAGAAGAACCACAAGGCCAUGAAUGCGCGGGCCUGGAAGCGCUGGUGUACGCAGAUCCUGUCGGCGCUCAGCUUUCUGCAUGCCUGCAGCCCCCCCAUCAUUCACGGGAACCUGACCAGUGACACCAUCUUCAUUCAGCACAACGGACUCGUCAAGAUCGGCUCCGUGUGGUACCGCAUCUUCUCUAAUGCGCUUCCGGAUGAUCUUCGAAGCCCCAUCCGCGCUGAGCGAGAGGAACUGCGGAACUUGCACUUCUUCCCACCAGAAUAUGGCGAGGUUGCUGAUGGGACUGCUGUGGACAUCUUCUCCUUUGGCAUGUGUGCACUGGAGAUGGCUGUGCUGGAGAUCCAGUCCAAUGGGGACACCCGUGUCACAGAGGAGGCCAUUGCUCGUGCCAGGCACUCACUGAGUGACCCCAACAUGCAGGAAUUCAUCCUUUCCUGCCUGGCCCGGGACCCUGCCUGCCGGCCCUCUGCCCACAGCCUCCUCUUCCACCGCGUGCUCUUUGAGGUGCACUCACUGAAGCUCCUGGCAGCCCACUGCUUCAUCCAGCACCAGUACCUCAUGCCUGAGAACGUGGUGGAGGAGAAGACCAAGGCCAUGGACCUGCAUGCAGUCUUGGCAGAGCUUCCCCGGCCCUGCCGGCCCCCACUGCAGUGGCGGUACUCGGAGGUCUCCUUCUUAGAGCUGGACAAAUUCCUGGAGGAUGUCAGGAACGGGAUCUACCCACUGAUGAACUUUGCAGCUGCUCGACCCCUGGGGCUGCCCCGAGUGCUGGCCCCACCCCCUGAGGAGGCCCAGAAGACUAAGACCCCGACACCAGAACCCUUUGACUCUGAGACCAGAAAGGUGGUCCAGAUGCAGUGCAACCUGGAGAGAACCGAGGACAAGGCUCGCUGGCAUCUCACUCUGCUUCUGGUGCUGGAGGACCGGCUGCACAGGCAGCUGACCUAUGACCUGCUUCCAAGACGACCGGACGAAGCUGGCGGCCUUCCUGGAGAGCACUCUCCUCAAGUACCGCGGUGCCCAGCCCUGACCCGCGCCCCAGCUGGGGCCUCCACAUGGAGAAGAGCCCAGACUUGCAGAGCUGAGUCCACCUGUGUGCCCCGGAGCUAGUGAGGACCAAGUGGGGCUGAAGCUGCCUCCCAGGCGCCUGGGGGUGGGGUUCACUCCUGGGGAGGGGAGGGUGCUGUG